Messenger RNA from Etheostoma spectabile (orangethroat darter), 1859 nucleotides. RefSeq names its product B-cell receptor CD22. The record is from RefSeq and is a predicted model, not a curated record. NCBI's taxonomy places the organism in Eukaryota, Metazoa, Chordata, Actinopteri, Perciformes, Percidae. The transcript is spliced from 9 exons. Bases 167 to 1417 code for a protein of 416 amino acids.
ACUACAGGAAGCUGUGCUUUUAGUAUGUAGAUUAAGAAGCAGAUGAAGGAAAGCAACAAUUUAUUCACUGUGUAUUUUGAGAAAAGGCCAUUGACAACCCCUGCACAGCAUUUUGCAAACAUUUUAGGAUCAAUUACAACCUUGAUGAUUUGACUUGAUUUGUAACAUGUGCAUUGUGACGAGGACACUGAUGCUACUCUUUCUGGCUGGUGUUGUCUGCAAUACAUGGAACGUGGUAUACCAACCGCAACAUAUCUGUGCAGUGAAAGGCUCUUCUGCUGUCAUUCCUUGUUCGUUCUACUAUCCUGAUAACCUGAGAGUGAAAAACGUCAUGUGGGGUCAAGUUAAGUCUCAUCCUUUCAGGACUCUCUUCAUUUCUGACAAGAACUUAAAAAAAGUCACUACAAGAUUCCAGUACAUUGGUGACAAACAUCACAAUUGUUCUUUAAAAAUACACCAAGUGGAGCAUAAUGAUACAGGAAAACACGUCUUCAGAUUUAAAACCAACGACAAAAGCGGCAAGUGGACUGGUAAAGAUGGCUCAACAUUAAAGGUUGUUGAUUUGAGCAUUUCGGUGACAAAGCCUAAUGGAAACAGAACAGCAAAGGAGGGCGACUCUGUGAAUCUGACCUGCAGAAACGGCUGUGAUGGCGGGAACCUUUUAUCUACUUUCACCUGGUUUAAGAAUGGAGAACCCAUAACUGAGGGACCUACACUUUAUUUAAGCAACAUGUCCUCCACAAACUCUGGAAACUACACUUGUUCUCUGAAAAGACACACAGCAGCAUCUUCAGGAGUCAUACACAUUGAUGUUGAAUAUAGCCCCAAGAACACAUCAGUGUCUGUCAGACCAUCGAUGGAGGCAGACGCCGGCAGCAACAUAACCCUGACCUGCAGCAGCCGUGCUAACCCCCCAGUGGAGAAUUAUACCUGGGUUAAAAUAGAUGACGGCGAUAUAAUGGAUGUUGGAAAAGGGCCUGUGUUCAUCCCUGGUGAUGGUGGCCAGUAUUUAUGCAGUGCCAGCAACAAACAUGGAAGCCAAAACUCUUCUGUUGUUACUUUAAAAAUCAAACCAUACUGGGCAACGUGUUCCAGAGAUGUACUAAUCAUCGCUACUGUUGCUGCGGUCCUGAUUGGGAUUACCGUUACUGCCGUCAGAAGACUCCACAAAAAAAAGACGUGGGUACCAGAGACAGAGGAGGACAUGCAGAAUACAGACUAUGUCAACUGGCUGCCCUGUGACAGCCAAUCACAAGUGGGCGAUCAGUAUGAGGAAGCAGCCACAGAAGUCGUCUAUGCAACUGUACACUUCACCAGCAAAAGACAGUCAAACAUGCAGCAGCAGACGGACUCCCAUAAUAAUGAAGAUGUGGUUUACAUCACAGCGUGCAGGCACCAACUAUCAAACCCUUUAUAGAUCAAGCCUCCCCAAUUUGAAAUUAAACCCUCGUCGUUUUGCAGUAAUACGUGGGUUUUGAGGGUAUUUGGUUUCUCAUGUUUUUCUUACUUAUUACAAAUCUGUAAGAUGUGCUGCACAUGCAUUGCCGUAAAGAUAAAUAUUAUAAACCAGAUGAGAAAAAAAACGUGACGAGGCAUCUUCAUGAAGGUACAAUUUAGUGUGUAAAUUAGUUUUUGUUUUAAGACAUGUUCUUGUAUUUCUUUCACCUUUCCUCUGUGUCAAAUGUGUUUGGAUCGUGUGUAUGCACACACUGCCUUUUAAGUUGCUUUCUGAUGCUCAGUGUUUCUAUAAAUCACUUUAACUCCUGUUUUGUGCUUUUGGCACUGUAAAAGUUCAUUUACUUCCUGUAGUCUUUAGUUCCAGAGCAUCUCAGGAGUUGUAAACCUGCACUACUGACAUG